Molecule: messenger RNA, 1780 nt
Organism: Culicoides brevitarsis
Lineage: Eukaryota; Metazoa; Arthropoda; Insecta; Diptera; Ceratopogonidae
Gene: Mppe
Exons: 5
Coding region: 258-1430 (390 amino acids)
Biological process (GO): GPI anchor biosynthetic process
Cellular component (GO): endoplasmic reticulum
Molecular function (GO): hydrolase activity
Source: RefSeq, a predicted model, not a curated record
AAAACACAAAAAUUUGUCACAAGAACAGAAGAAAACCCGUAAAAUAUGUAAAAAUCAGCAAUUCUUAUAAUUCCUCGUUAAACAAGCACAUUUUACACUUCAAACGACAAAUCGGAAGUAAAUUUAAUGAAAAAUCAACAAAAUUGGUCACAGUUUCGGUGUGAUAAGCAAAGAAAGGCAUAGGACUUGUUGAUUGAAUUUUUAUUUUGUUGAAUCAAUUUCUUCGCCGGAAAAGCCUUGGCAACAUCCAGCGAGGUAUGACGACAACGGUCACAACAGUUGUUACAAUGUUGGGCAAUACGAAAAAGCGACGUUUAAGUUCGGUGCGAACACUGUGGAAAGGCCUUUUUGGCUUAAUGCUGGUAUCAAUUGCGUACAACGAAUUUCUCAUUAAUUUGCUGCAAAGUCUCAAAUGGUCAAAUAUCAAUUGCUCGAACCCCAAUUGCACGAGAAUUUUGUUUGUUGCUGACCCACAAAUUCUCGGUGACACAUUUGAUUACAACUGGUUCUCGGCAUUGGCGAAUUUCGACAGUGAUUGGCAUCUAAAGAAGACAUUUUCGCAUGCUUUUUCACACGCAAAGCCGGAUGUCGUGUGUUUCCUCGGCGAUAUUUUCGAUGAAGGCUCCGUGGCGGAUGACCAACAAUAUAAAUCGUAUUAUGACCGAUUCCGGGAGAUUUUUCACAUGGGCAUGAAUGAGACAAAUGGUGGUAUUCAGAGUAUUUUUGUACCGGGAGACAACGAUAUCGGUGGCGAGUAUGGCGAAUCCAUCAAAGCUCCCAAAGUCAAUCGGUUUCGGAAAAUGUUCUUCGAAAAAGAGGUGUGGCUCGGCAAAGGCAACAUCAUUUUCUACAACAUCAAUCGUAUAACGCACGAAAUGCCGUCUUUCGAUGCGGGCAGCAAGAAACAUGACAACUACACGAGAAUAUUUCUCAGUCACUUGCCGAUUUUGGAGUCGAAUGAACGAUUUUCUCGCAAGGCUUUAGACACUUUCAAACCGCAUCUGAUAUUUUCUGGACAUCAUCAUCAAUCGUUAAUAAUGCGCACAAAGCUCAAACGUUUGCAUCAACCAGAAAUUCCCAAUUCUCUUAACAAUGACAAGAAAACUGCAUAUGCCAUGAACAGAUUUGACAUCGAUGAAAUCUUUGACAACAACGAAGUCUUGGAAAUUUAUGUCCCAACAUGCUCUUACCGCAUGGGUGAGAUGGAUAUUGGCUUCGGAUACGCAAUUUUAGACAACAGAAACCUUUACUACACCGUGCUAUGGACAUCGCAAAGAUUUUAUCAACUUAGUUUUUACCUCUUCUUAUUAUUCAUUCUCGUUUUGUACAUUCUCGCUAUUAAAAUACCUGAUAUUGUCGUUUAUAUUGGCAAUCAAAUUACCGGAAAACAACACAAAAGUGAUCGACCAUACCGAUAUUUGCCAUUGUAAGUGCUUUUCAGGUGAUACGAGUUACUUAACAUAAUUCAGGUUUAAUAAUAAAAGUGAAAAAAUUAGUAUUAGAACCGAUUGGCUUGCAAUUAAAUUAGAUCUCAGACAAUUUUUAGCGUCCAUGACAAAAAACUUAAAUUCCACUAGCCAAAAUUUUUAGAAUUAGAACAUUUCUUAAUGGAUUGUUGAUGAUUUGGAAGCAAAAAAAAUAAAUUUCUUUUGAUGUCUUUGUAUUUUAACAAUUGAAAUUUUGUAAAAUUUGUACAAAAAAUUAUUUUUGCUCUGAAUCUCAUAGUAAAUUACUUUAAAUCCGUACAUUAGAGCUUACUUAACCAACUUUAUGAAACAAA